Molecule: messenger RNA, 609 nt
Organism: Nicotiana attenuata
Lineage: Eukaryota; Viridiplantae; Streptophyta; Magnoliopsida; Solanales; Solanaceae
Exons: 2
Coding region: 1-609 (202 amino acids)
Source: RefSeq, a predicted model, not a curated record
AUGAGGGCAAGAGCAGAUCCAACAUUCAGUGAUUUCUUACUACGAAUCGGUAAUGGAGACGAACCUACAAUAAGAGAUGAUAUGGUCCUUCUUCCAGAAAAAUUGAUCGUCAAACAUGAUGGUGAUAGUACUGGUGAAGAUAAUUUAAUAAGAGAAAUAUUUCCAUCUCUAGAUGAAAUGUCAAGUUGUGCAAAAUACAUGACAGAAAGGGCUAUCUUGGCUAGCAGAAAUGAGUAUGUUGAUCAAUUAAAUGAGAUGUUAAUUGCUAAGUUUCCUGGUGAAAGCAGAACUUUUUUGAGUUUUGACUCCGCAGAGGAUGAUACCAACAGCUACUACCAGGACGAGUACUUAAAUACUUUAAUACCAAGUGCCCUUCCACCACACAGGUUGGUUUUAAAGAAAAAUGCUCUGAUCAUGUUAUUAAGAAAUUUGGACCCGGCAAAUGGCUUAUGUAUUGGUACAAGAAUGAUAUGUAGAGGCUUUGACAACAACGUCAUCCAUGCAAAAAUAACGAUGGGCGAAAAUGCUUCUAAACAUGUGUUUAUUCCCAGAAUUCAACUUUCGCCUCCAGAAAAUGAAUGUUACCCUUUCAAAUUCAUCAGAAAAUAA